Molecule: messenger RNA, 1377 nt
Organism: Aureobasidium vineae
Lineage: Eukaryota; Fungi; Ascomycota; Dothideomycetes; Dothideales; Saccotheciaceae
Source: the annotation of a GenBank genome assembly
CCCGUAUUUUCCUCAUUGAACCCGGCGAGACCAUACCAGCAAGGUCGCUGGCUGCCAGCGCCAAAGAGCCACAACCACAUACCACUUGCUAGCGGCGGCAGCGGCAUUGUCCACGUCUGGGUCUGCGUCGAUCGCAACCACAACAUCACCGAUCGAGUUGUCGUCAAGCAGAGUUUUCCUGGCGCGCAGGGAUACAAUAACCCAGACUAUUGGGUUUUAGGAGCAGUUGGUGGAGAGCCNCUCGAACAUUCCAUUGCAAAUGCCCUCCAUUCAUGGUUGCGAACGAAUAGCCCCGCACAGGAGAAGUUCAUCAACGAAUGUUUGGGCUAUAGUGAUGUUACGUCUCUGCAGCCUAACUUACCUCAACUUAAGCUGUACUAUGAGUAUUUGUUAGGUGAUCUACCUAAAUGUAUCGAAUCUCAGUGGCCAACGUCAAAGAUGCGCAAGCGUCCUGGACGCUUGACAAGACAGAGAGUCGAGAUUGAACAGAAGCCUUUUCCCGAAGGAUUUUUGUGGGCUGUGAGUAUCACUAUCUGCGUCUCACACUCAAUCGAUCUUCUUCUGACCAUUCGUUCANNAUUGUUCGAAGCACUCGCCCAAGCUGCUGUAGCCAUGGAUAAUCUAGGCAUUGUCCAUGGUGAUAUACAAUCUGCAAACAUCUUCUUCGGCCAACCUGAUCCCAACCACUUCGCGAUCUGGCCGGUACCCAAGCUAGGAGACUUUGGUAGCGCCCGGAGGACCAAUGCUCAAGGCCAAGUGAACAGAUUUGGCAUGGGACCACAUGCAGAGGCUUUUGCUGCUCCGGAGCAGGACUUCGAUAACUCGGUGUGGCCAGCACAGCACACCGUGCAAUUCUUCGACCAUUGGGANCCCGACUCCCCGCCCACCGCACCAGGCAUGAGACCAGGAGGCUACGUCCGGAGACCUGCAACAAUCACGUGCAAGACAAAUACCUGGCAAAUAGGAAUGCUGAUGCUGAGUGCUCUUCGCCUCGAGCCAGAACUGCUUGAAACACAAUGGCGAUGGCGGCACCACGAUCCUGCCUACACAGCUCAAGUACCCCAGCAUCAAGCGAUGGGCUUUGGGCCUGGAUUUGCAUCUCAGCCUAUGAAGAUGAGACUUGAUGGCGUUCAGUCGCAAGGAUACAGCAGACAGUUGUUGACGCUGGUCAGCAAGUGUAUCAGGGUGGAUCCUGCAUACAGAAUAACGCCGCAACAACUGCUUCAGGAAGUGCGGAUCAAGAUGGUUGGGAGGGAUGGCGGGAUGAUGACAGCAACAGGCAGAUUCCCCUGGAACCAUCCUCAGGCUAUCAGAAUGAGUCUCAACGAUAAGUACAAGGUCGGCAAGAAGCCUUGUGCACCACGAAGAGUUACGUAG